CAUCUCUUCCUUUCUCUCCUCGGAUCAUCCCAAAACAACAACACCUCACAACAAGUUCGCGGGCGGCCUGGUAAACAUCAUCGUUACCAGUGUCCCAACCCGCACACCCACAAUGUAGCCCCCCAUGGUUUCCCGCGUACCCAUGGGAGCAGGAGGGCUUUUCAGCACAAAGACCGCUGCGGCCAGUCACACCAGAACCUGGCCCGGUCUAGUGCUUGUCCUCCUGCUGCUAUCGCUCCAAGUCCUGGCUCCAGGACUGGGCAUGACCAGUCAUGACCAUUACGAUCUGAUACACGACACUCACGACCUGAUGUUUGGGUUCUUGAGCCCGGCAUCACGACGACACAAGCGGACCGCCCUCCGGCCCGCCACGAACCCCGAAGACGAGAGAUUUCUUGGCAAUGAACUAGAGUCCCUGUUGGAUCGUUCAUACCUUUUCUCACUCGACCCCCUCACCCUUCCAUACCUACACCAUAUCACCCUUCGACCUCGCGAGGCGCCCGAAACCAAACACGGCGUCUCAGUUGAUGUUGCGCGCGCAAUGUUGCACGGGCCUGAUGGAUCCUUAUCUGCUGAAUGUCAUCUCGACUAUCCUUGUUUCACAAGACGACCCAUCCCACCGUGCCCCACCACCAACAGCGCACCUACAGGCGAAGACGGCCCUGACCUCUGCAGUGCAUGACAACCUGCGACAACUUCCAGUGUCGCGACCGUCUCACAGCACUGUGGAACAUGACCGUCCGAGCCUGUCCAACUCAGAAGUCUGACACAAUAGCCGUGCGACGCGUUUCC
Microdochium trichocladiopsis is the source of this 792-nucleotide messenger RNA. RefSeq lists its product as uncharacterized. The coding region runs from base 125 to 682 and encodes 185 amino acids. The transcript has 2 exons. The record is from RefSeq and is a predicted model, not a curated record. NCBI's taxonomy places the organism in Eukaryota, Fungi, Ascomycota, Sordariomycetes, Xylariales, Microdochiaceae.